Danaus chrysippus (African queen) is the source of this 1191-nucleotide messenger RNA. NCBI's taxonomy places the organism in Eukaryota, Metazoa, Arthropoda, Insecta, Lepidoptera, Nymphalidae. The record is from the annotation of a GenBank genome assembly.
AUGGCUGAGGUUCCAAACACCGAGCCUUUGCCCUCUUCUAGUGAAAAUUCUGUAAUCGCUUCUGAUUGUAAAGACGAUGAAGAGCCGUCGCCUAAAAAACGUAAAACCGCUUUAGAUUCUGAUCAAAUUGAGAAAUUGGAGCACAGAUUGGGGGGCAUUCUGUGCUGCGCAGUUUGCUUGGACUUGCCUCAAGCUGCCGUUUACCAGUGUAGUAACGGGCACCUAAUGUGUGCGCCUUGCUUCACACACUUGCUGGCGGACGCGAGGCUCCGCGAUGAGACAGCCACGUGUCCCAACUGUCGCGUGGACAUCUCCAAGAACUCUGUCACGAGGAACCUGGCCGUGGAGAAGGCGGUGUCGGAGCUGCCGUCCGAGUGUAGACACUGCACUAAGGUGUUCCCGCGACACUCGCUGCAGUACCACGAGGAGAAGAUAUGCGAGGAUCGUUCGAUCCCCAGGCCGUACAAGUUUAGACAGCUGGUAGUAGAUUCCAGUCGUCGAUCUUCUCUCGCUGGUUUGGUUCGUAUUGUCAGCUCUGUGUACUUUCUCCUCCUCGCCGCUCUAAGAAGACGCUUCUUCGUGUCGGAGCUGAAGGCCACCAAGCGUCCUAGGAUGACUUCAUGUCGGUACUGCGUGUUGGGGUGUUCGUACCGUGGAGCGGCCAAGGCGGCGGCGGCGCACGAGGCCAUCUGCGCGCACCCUCGUCGCCCCGCCGCUGAGCUGAUGAGUAUGCUAGCGAGACGACAGAAGGAGCACGAACACAACCUGGCGCACUACAGGGACCUCAUGGACCUGCUCUCGUAUGAGAAGAUCACCUUCAACGACCUGCAGCUCCGCCCGUUCCGCACGGAGGAGCUCCACAAGCUGUACUUCGAGACGUGUCGGUUCACCGCCUUCGGCUUCCAGUGGCUGGUGAAGGCGUUCGUCAACAAACACCAGCGGGACCCCACGCAGAGCAACCAGAGGGAGAUCACCUACCAGUUGGUGAUGAAGAGCAAGCCGUUCGGUCCCAUGUGUGUGAAGUGGGUGUGGACGCGCGGCCCCGGGGGCUCCGCGCCGCUGCUGCCCGAAGCUGCUCAGCACACCUUCACCGAUGAGGAGGCUUCCCCCGCUAGGGCUCUGCCCCUUGCCGACCCGGACGACGCCAACCGCCUGCUCGCCAGCAAGGCCGUUCACUUCCGAGAACUCUGA